AUGAUGUCGAAACGGAAACAUACUGAUACGUUGCCGGACGAUCCACCUCAAUUCGUUGCCUACGCGGAUUACAUGGAACUUUUCAAUCAUGUGUCGAAGCUCACUGCAAUCAUCAACGAACUGAGGUCGGGUAUCAUCGAAUCUGCAUCAAAAACACUCGGUGAGAAAAUUGCUCUUACUUGUGAGCCACUUCCAGAUAUGUCACCUAUUGGACUUCCCGUAUUGGCACCUCCUGUUUUCGAUGAAGUAUUCCCGCAAUCAAUUUUUCCCACGUCUUAUGCUUCCGUGACUUCCAAGAAUGCUGGUGCCAACCCCAAUUCCGUCCCAAAGGUUUCCUCUUUCACGCCGAAUCACUUGGAUAAAUUGGAAAUCGCGCGGGAGGCCGCUAAAUUGAUCGAUAAAGCUACACGGGUUGUCAUCGAACGUUUCCCUGAUGAUCGCAACGACAAGGAGCAAGAUACAAAGCAACUCCGCAUUCUCCAGAAUCUUGCAUCCUCUAACAACCUUCCAGUUCCAGUCAAGAUCCAUCGUCACGAAUGCAAGUCAAUGUACCGCCCUUUGAAAGUUCAAUUUGAAUCCAGCUCCGACCGUGACUCGUUCCUACACGGAUUCCACAUUGCUCGUCGUACCAACCCUGAUAUCCUUGCCAUGCCGUCGAAGCCACGUGCUCGAAGAGAUCUGACUCGUCCUGAAUGGGAAACACUCCGUGCUUCUCGCAAGCACGUCUACGACGAGAACAAGAAAGCUGGAAAGACUAUCUUCAUCAUGUCUGAUAUCAAUUACCGCGUCAACAAGAAUCCGCUUCCUUUUCUCUAG
Molecule: messenger RNA, 816 nt
Organism: Caenorhabditis remanei
Lineage: Eukaryota; Metazoa; Nematoda; Chromadorea; Rhabditida; Rhabditidae
Exons: 1
Coding region: 1-816 (271 amino acids)
Source: RefSeq, a predicted model, not a curated record